AUGUUCAACAGUGGCAAGAUCUUCGCUGUGUGCACCGCCGUCGUGGCCGUUUCCAGUAGCGUAUAUGCUGAGAAGGAAGCUGCCGAGACCUUUGGUGGUUUACAUGGUUUCCACGGCGUGGGUAUGGGCGUAGGAGUCCCGGGUAUCGCUGGUGUCGGAGUUGGUGUGCCAGGCCUUCUCGGUGUCGGGUAUGGUGUUGGCGUUAAUGGCGUUGGGGUCGGUGUCGGCGUUCCGGGUGUUGCUGUCGUUGAUAAUGGUGCUGGAGACGGCUACUAUACGGCUAACAGAGGUGGUGCCAGCGCCGGUGCGUCAGCUAACGCCGGUGCUUCAGCAAGUGCCGGUGCCGGUGCCACUGCGAGUGCCGGUGCCGGUGCCACUGCGAGUGCCAGUGCAAGUGCUUCUGCAAAGGCCGGAGCUGGUGCCACUGAUGGGUACCGCAAGCUUCGGUCGGCGGCGUGA
This is a messenger RNA of Peronospora belbahrii, 459 nucleotides long. Lineage: Eukaryota; Oomycota; Peronosporomycetes; Peronosporales; Peronosporaceae. The record is from the annotation of a GenBank genome assembly.